Molecule: messenger RNA, 1960 nt
Organism: Cornus florida
Lineage: Eukaryota; Viridiplantae; Streptophyta; Magnoliopsida; Cornales; Cornaceae
Exons: 11
Coding region: 719-1960 (413 amino acids)
Source: RefSeq, a predicted model, not a curated record
UAAAAAUCCCGCCCCUACUUUUCAUCUCCCGCGUGCAUAAAAUAGCAACAGUGAAUAGCCCGCCCUUUUUUUUCCACGUCACCAACCACAAGCCAAUCCCUUCUUUAUUUUCCACAAGCCUUUCUUUCUUUCCCACGAGUCCACCUUGUUGCUUACUCUGCCGACAACACCCAGCUCCAUCUUUGCCCUAGUAUUCUUUCUUCCGUUAUUUCUGUUGAGGAGGCCGGAUCAUUUACCCCAUCGCCGCUUGAAGUUCUCUCUCCUAUCUCUGGCUCGCUUAAAGUUCUCUCUCCUUUCUCUGCCUCGCUUGAAGUUCUAUCUCGAAUCUCUGCCUCGCUUGAAGUUUUAUCUCAAAUCUCUGCCUCGCUUGAAGUUCUCUCUCCUAUCUAUCUCCAUUUCCAUUUGAAGUUCUGGUUCGCUUGAAUUUCUACCUAGACCAACACUGCUAUUUGUUCAAUCCUCUCUUUACUCUCUAGAACCAAGGAUCCGGAGUUACCUUCAUUCUUCAGGACUGAAGAACUUAAGGCCUCAACUUUAUUCUACUGCUGAGUACUGUGAGAAGUCUUAUCUCCACAGUGAACAGAAAGAGAUUUUAUAGAGGAAGAACAUGCUGCGAACGCCGCUAAGUAUCUGACUUAAAGAUUUUAUGCUGGUCAUUCUCAUUAUAAGAGCAGGGGAGGAGGAAAUUGAAGAGGGAAAAAGAUAGCUAAAUUUCAGCAUGCGUGGUCCCACAAAAUCCUCCAAAAUGGCUCCAAAAAAAGGAAGAAGGGAGCGAAAUGCUACUGUGACUACAUUAAGGAAUCAAGGAAAUGAGGGGAUUAGUAUAUCAGAGCGAGAUUCAAACUCUCCCCACACACAGUUGGGUGGACAAUCUGGAGGUUCUCCUGGUGGACAAUCUGGAGGUUCUCCUGGACUUCCACUCGAUCAUGAUAGUGGAAGUUCCUCUGCAAAUGAGGCUGCAACAAAUACCUCUACUGGCAAGGGUACUCAUAAAGGUAGAGGUCAGGCAAAAUUAAUAGUUGUUGAUUCACCACUUCCUAUUCAAUUCAAUGAAAGAGGGCAGCCAGUUGGUCCGAAUAACGAAAAAUUUUCUAGUAGCUGUGGAGUACUAGCACGAGAGAAUGUACCAAUCUCAUGUCAAGACUGGAAAAAAGCUUCAAAAGAUAAACGUCUCCUAUGGGUAGCUAUAAAGAAACUAUUUGAAGUGCCUGAUUGUCAUAGAAAAUCAACUUUUCAAAGCAUGGGAAAGAGUUUGAGUGAUUACAAAUCACGCCUUACCAACGAUAUAAUUGAACCGGAAGGUGACACAGAAGUCAUUAACUCAUUGAGACCUGGCAAUAUAAAAUCAAUUGAAGAGUGGCAACAGUUCGUCAGUGAUCGACUCUCUGAUAACCACAAAGCAAAGAGACAAAAAUUUCAAGACUUGCGAAGUAUGCAAAAGUUACCACACACAACAAGUCGUCGGGGGUAUGCUCGUCUAGAGCAUAAAAUGAAAAAAGAAAGUAAUACGCCCGACUCUAUAUCAAGAGUCGAUGUGUGGAUUGCAGGUCACUUGAGGAAGAAUAAGGAACCUUUGAAUGAUGCAAUAGGAGUGCAAAAAAUGAGAGAUUACACCCAAACCCAACCUGAAGGCACAAGCUCUCUUCAAAAUGAUGGAGUCACUCACGUAUUUGGUGCCGAACGUCGAGGACGAGUUAGAGGCCUCGGUUUUGGAGCUACAAUUUCAAAAAUGCAAGCAAUUGGUUAUCAAAAGGAGCAAGCGAAGAGAAUGGAAGAAAUGAUGAAUGACAUGAAAGAUGAAAUGAGGAAUGAAAUCAAAGCUGAAAUGAUGGUUGAGAUGAAAGCUUUGUUGUCCCAAAAUGCUUGUGUUGCUUCUCAGUCCAAUGCUACGCCAAAUCCUAUUCCAACUAAUCUGCAAGGUUAUAUGUGUGAGCUAUUACCUUUAAUGGAUAAGGCGUAG